CGUCCCUAAACAAACACAAAACAAAAUAUAAUAACAAAAACUACAUUAAAAAAUAAAAAUAAAAAAUGGCAUAUACAAGCAGCAGCUACGCACAACCAUCACACAUGGCGAACCCCAUGGCGAUGGGGAUAGUGGGUCCGAAAUUCUUGGCUCCAUAUCCAGUUGAUCUGACAAUUGUCAGGAAACUGAUGUCUCUUUCUGAUGGAAAUUUUGGAGUCACUGAUGUUAAUGGUAACAUCAUGUUUAAAGUCAAAGCCAAACAUUUAAGUCUUCGUGAUCGCCGUGUUUUGCUUGAUGCUUCCGGUAUUCCCGUCUUGUCCUUUCAAAAAAAGCUGAUCAGUCUUCACAAUAGAUGGGUAGUGUUUAGGGGAGAUAGCUCGGAUUCAAAAGAUAUAAUCUUCAGUGCCAAACAAUCUUCUCUGGUCCAAUUCAAGACUUCCCUUGAUGUGUUCUUGGGGAAUAAUGAACAUGGAAACUGUGACUUUAAAGUCAAAGGCAGCUGGUUUGAUCGAUCUUGCACCAUUUAUGCAGGAGAUGGCAGAACCAUCGUUGCGCAGAUGCACAAGAAACACACCGUUCAAAGCAUUGCACUCGGAAAAGACACAUUUGCUGUGACGGUGUAUCCCAAUGUUGACUAUGCUUUCAUCGUUGCACUUGUAGUGAUCCUCCACGAAAUCAACGAAGAGAAGAAUGAUGUAGAAUAGAUCUGCUCGAUAACACUUGAUGUUUAAAAAACCAUACUUUUGCUUGAUUAGUGUGUUUUUGUAUCAUUAUAUUUUUGAAGAUUUUAAAUUUGCAA
Molecule: messenger RNA, 799 nt
Organism: Erigeron canadensis
Lineage: Eukaryota; Viridiplantae; Streptophyta; Magnoliopsida; Asterales; Asteraceae
Product: protein LURP-one-related 15-like
Exons: 3
Coding region: 66-704 (212 amino acids)
Source: RefSeq, a predicted model, not a curated record